GGUUUACCUAGAAAUUGCUUUUAAAGCCAUAAAAUGUGUCCUCUGAUCUAUCACAGGCCAGCUUCCUAAUAUACUGCAGCAGGUGAUGAUUCCCAUUGUGAGCAACAGUGACUGUGAUAAAGCUUAUUUAUUGAUCAACAGAAUCACAAGCAAUAUGAUUUGUGCUGGAUUUUUAAAUCAGCAAGAGAAAAGUAUAUGUCCGGGAGACUCUGGAGGUCCAGUGCUCAGUAGGAACGGUUCCCUGUGGAUUCAGUCCGGCAUUUCGAGUUUUACUUCAAAAAAAUGUGAGGACCCCAAAUAUCCCAGUGUGUUCGCCAGAGUUUCUCGGUACCAGGACUGGAUCAAGUCUUACAUGGGAAACAACACACCUGGAUUUGUUGAAUUCAAUGUAUCAUCCAACUCCAACUUUGGAAGCAUACCCAACCUCCUCUUAUUUUCCCUUUCUCUCAUGUUCUCCAUCAUUCCUUUCACCUUCUCCCUCUAUCUUGCUUCCUAAAGAUUGUUUGAACAGUAAUUCCCAGGGUUCU
Messenger RNA from Megalobrama amblycephala (Wuchang bream), 527 nucleotides. Its product is annotated as clotting factor B-like. Gene Ontology annotation, molecular function: serine-type endopeptidase activity. Gene Ontology annotation, biological process: proteolysis. The record is from RefSeq and is a predicted model, not a curated record. The transcript has 2 exons. Lineage: Eukaryota; Metazoa; Chordata; Actinopteri; Cypriniformes; Xenocyprididae. The coding region runs from base 86 to 496 and encodes 136 amino acids.